GGCGCAGAGGCCUUUCCGGGGAAAGAUGGCUGCAGCUUGUGCGCUGAGGACCUGGAGCCGCACUGCUGGGCAGCUGAUUUGUGUUCGAUAUUUUCAAAAAUGUAGUAAUGUUCAUGUUUUGAAGCCAAAUCAUGUGUGUUUCUUCGGUUAUCCUUCAUUCAAGUAUAGCCAUCCACAUCACUUGUUGAAAACAACUGCUGCCCUACAUGGACAAGUUGUUCAGUUCAAACUGUCAGACAUUGGAGAAGGGAUUAGAGAAGUAACUGUUAAAGAAUGGUAUGUAAAAGUGGGAGAUACAGUGUCUCAGUUUGAUAGCAUCUGUGAAGUACAAAGUGAUAAAGCUUCUGUUACCAUCACUAGUCGCUAUGAUGGAGUCAUUAAAAAGCUCUAUUAUAAUCUAGAUGAUACUGCCUAUGUGGGGAAGCCAUUAGUAGACAUAGAAACGGAAGCUUUAAAAGAUUCAGAAGAAGAUGUUGUGGAAACUCCUGCUGUGUCGCACGAUGAACACACACACCAGGAGAUAAAGGGCCAAAAAACACUGGCAACUCCUGCAGUUCGCCGCCUUGCAAUGGAAAACAAUAUUAAGCUGAGUGAAGUUGUUGGCUCAGGAAAAGAUGGCAGAAUACUUAAAGAAGAUAUUCUCAACUAUUUGGAAAAGCAGACAGGAGCUAUAUUACCUCCUUCACCAAAAGCUGAAAUUAUACCACCUCUGCCAAAACCAAAAGACAUGACUAUUCCCAUACCGGUAUUCACAGGCAAGGACAAAACUGAACCCAUAAAAGGCUUUCAAAAAGCAAUGGUCAAGACUAUGUCUGCAGCCAUGAAGAUACCUCACUUUGGCUAUUCUGAUGAGGUUGACCUUACUGAACUGGUUAAGCUACGAGAAGAAUUAAAACCCAUUGCUUUAGCUCGUGGAAUUAAACUCACCUUUAUGCCCUUCUUCUUAAAGGCUGCAUCCUUGGGAUUACUACAGUUUCCCAUCCUUAAUGCUUCUGUGGAUGAAAACUGCCAGAAUAUAACAUAUAAGGCUUCUCAUAACAUUGGGAUAGCAAUGGAUACUGAGCAGGGUUUGAUUGUCCCUAAUGUGAAAAACGUUCAGGCCUGCUCUAUAUUUGAAAUCGCCACUGAACUGGAUCGCCUCCAGAAAUUGGGCUCAGCGGGUCAGCUCAGCACCACUGAUCUUACGGGAGGGACAUUUACUCUUUCCAACAUUGGAUCAAUUGGUGGUACCUAUGCCAAACCAGUGAUAUUGCCACCUGAAGUAGCCAUUGGAGCCUUUGGAUCAAUUAAGGCCCUUCCCCGUUUUAACCAAAAAGGAGAAGUGUGUAAGUCACAGAUAAUGAAUGUGAGCUGGUCAGCUGAUCACAGAGUUAUUGAUGGUGCUACAAUGUCACGCUUCUCUAAUUUGUGGAAGUCCUACUUAGAAAACCCAGCUCUUAUGCUACUACAUCUGAAAUGAAGAUUGAUAAGACAUUCUUGAACUUUUUGAGUUUCCAAAGAGUAUGUAAAGCCUAGUUGUUCCAGCACAUGUUUGUCUUUAUAAUUUGUAUUAUUAAUGAUUUGUAUUAUAUGAUUAAGGUUCUAAGGCACAAUAUUUAUCACUGUUCUAUUAGACUUUUUACUGAAAAUGAAUAAUGGUGUGAUUGUUCUCUUGGGGCUGUCACAUUUUAUAGGUCAGAGUGUCACUUCUUAAUAUGGUGCUGAGGUCUUUGUGUCAAUGGAUUGAAAAUGGUAACAAUAACAAAAUUAAUGUUAUAAUAAGACAGAUAGCCAUAUAUAUACAGUAUUUGUCCUGUUUUUGUUUUUGUUUUGGCUGACUCUUACUGAAACUUUUUAAUGCUGCUUAAUUGGAAAAAGGAAUUUGUGUACAAAAAAUAUUUUUGACUUCCCUACAAUCAUGCUAAUUGUUGUAUAAAAUAAGUGCAAUUAUACUUUCAAGAUAUCCAGGAGUAUAUUCUUCCUCUAUAUAGAGAUAUUAUCUGUGUUUUAUUUAUGUAAAUUAACAUCUUUUAAAAGGGAAAAUAUAACCUGGUCUUAAAAAUGCCCAAUUAUAGUUUUAUAACCAGUCUGUUAAAGGUGUUUGUUUAAAAUUGAUAUACUUUUAGAAUUUUGGUAAUAAUUUAGUGUUUUUUUGGGAAAGAACUUCGCUUUUGCAAACUUCCAUCAUUUAAGGAAACAACUUUAAAUGUACCAGGCUACUUUUUAUAUAUUCAGAAGUCUGCUCCCUUUUAAUUUUCUUGGUCUUCACCUAAAAAAUAGAAUAAAAUAAGGAAUUAAAGUCUAUUCCAUUCUCCAUAUCCUAAAUAAGAAUGUGGAUAGGAGGAGAAAGGAGUCUAAUGGGUAAUUACAGACAUAAAAUAAAAUAAUAAAUUUUAUACAUCAGUGAAGAUUUCAUAAUGACCAUUAUGUUAAAAGUCCACUUUAAUCAGAAAUAGCAUCUAGAUGAAUAUAAUCCAACAUUUUUAUUUGCAUUCAGAAAUUCAGGUUGUUUCUAAUAUUGUCCAAUUGAAUACUGUAUGCCAAAAUUAGUUGUUGAAGUUUUGUGAGGGGAAAAAUGGUCAUUUUAAUGUCUAGCUUUUUCUCAACAUGGAAAUAAUUUUUAAAUCAGAAAAUGAUAAAUGCUGUUAUUUAAAAAAUUCAGGUAAUACAGACAGUUAUCAAGAAAAUAAAAUAAUCAUCCAUAACCUACCAUUAUCAACAUUUUGAUGUAUGUAUCUGUAUACAUGGCUGUUCUUUUUAUUAAAAUGGGAUUAUAGUAUAUCUAAUUUUAUUAUUUGAGUUUUAAAAUUUAACAUUAUAUUGUGGGUAACUUUACAUGUCGAUAAACAAUUCCACAUUGUCAUGC
This is a messenger RNA of Lemur catta (Ring-tailed lemur), 2845 nucleotides long. It is a transcript of the gene DBT, whose product is annotated as dihydrolipoamide branched chain transacylase E2. Gene Ontology annotation, cellular component: mitochondrion; cytoplasm. The transcript is spliced from 11 exons. Gene Ontology annotation, molecular function: acetyltransferase activity; lipoic acid binding. Bases 26 to 1459 code for a protein of 477 amino acids. The record is from RefSeq and is a predicted model, not a curated record. NCBI's taxonomy places the organism in Eukaryota, Metazoa, Chordata, Mammalia, Primates, Lemuridae.